AACGAUGUUAUUCCGAUUGUGCAGAUUUCGAACAGUUUGUAUCAGGUUCUAGACCUAGCAAAAUAAGGUAAGAGCAAAACUUUUGGUUCAACUAUUACCUAUAGUGCGAUGGAAUCGUCGGAUAUUUGCCGUGUAUGUAUGGAUGAUGAUCGAGAAAAUUUUAAAUCAUUAUUUGAAGUGAUAGCAAAACUUGAUCUAACACCGGCAGAGAUGAUAGCGGAUGUUGCCGAAAUUCAGAUUCAAAAAGGUGACGGUUUACCUGAAGUGAUAUGCAGUGAAUGUCUUUUUGCUAUUAACGAUGCCUUCGUAAUACGCUUUAAGUGCCGCAAUACUGAUAGAAAGCUACGUAAAAUUUUGAAUUUAAGUUCAAAAAUUAAAACCGGUUUGGAGUUAUCCGAAAGUGUUGAGACAGAAAGGGAUACAUUCGAAAAUGCCCCGCCUGUGUCUAAUGUGGAAGCAAGGAAAGCAACAACAGACACAGCCCUCAACUUGGAGGAAAAUACCGAUAAACUUGAGAGCACUACAGCAGAAACGGUUUUGCAGGAGGAAGAUCGUUUAGAAAUCAUUUCUAUCCAACGAGUGUCAGCUUUGCGGAAAGAUAGUGUUUCUGAAGAUCUCACUGCUCCACUUAUAAUCAAACAGGAAGAUGCACAGCAUGAAUCUGCUUGCUCAGAUGAGGAGUAUCUUGUAGAAGAGUUGAAAGAUUCGCCUGAGAUUCUCGAACAUGUUGAUGAUGUGAAAACACCAAUAUUGUCUUCAGAGUGUGAAGCUUCAGGACAAGCUAUAAAGAGUCCGGAUGGAGCUGGCAGAGAAAACCCGCAAAUAGAGAUCAAUUUCUUAAAAUUAGAAGUUGAAACUUUAGACGAGGAGCAAUAUGAGGAUUAUGAAGCAAUUGAAGAGGAGUUAGAUUCGGACCCACAAUCACACGAGGUACAAUUUGAUGACACUAGUUGUUGCGGUUGUUCAAUGGACUUUAACACUAAGCAAGAGUUAGAAGAGCAUUCUAGGUUAGUUCAUUUACCAGAAAAAGAUGAUAACGCUUCGUUGAAAGAUUGUUACAGUUGUGACAUAUGCUUCAAAAAACACGUUUCUUCAAAGGCAUUAGAGUAUCACAAAACAAAAAGAUAUAACAAAACAAUGCGUACCUGUACUGUGUGUUGUCUGGUUCUACAGAGUGCACGCAAACGGAGACAGCAUGAGCAGUUGCAUAAAAAUGUUCCGGAGGACUAUGAAAUCAACUGUUGUGGUUGUGAUCAAGUAGUUCCAUUCAAGCAACUUGGCGCUCAUGUGGAGAACGUUCAUAAACAAUCUGAUAAAGUUCUACAGUCGAAAUUUGUAUGCGAAGUCUGCUAUUUAGACUGUGGAUACAAACAAAGAUUAGAAAAACAUCAAUCCCAAAGAGAUUUGCCUCCCCUGUUAAAGAAAACAUCGACGUUGCUUAGGUCUAAAAGAAAAUUUGUUGCCCAAACUACUAAUAUUGAUGGCAGACAACGGUUCAUAUGUGAUAUAUGUUCGAAACAUUUUUCAACAAAGGGCAACUUGAAAUCGCAUCGGUCAUUGCAUGUGACCAUUGAUAAACCCUUCAAAUGCACAAUAUGCAAAAGAGAAUUCUCAAAGAAAAGUAACUAUAAUGUGCAUAUGUUAAGAACACAUUCUACUGAAAGUCCAUUCAACUGUAAAUUAUGUGAUAAACGAUUCAAAUGUGACGUUAAUUUAAAAAACCAUAUGAAGGUUCACAGUAAACAACGGCCAUAUCUAUGUUCAUUUUGUCCCAAAAAUUUCGCACACCUCUCUGAUAAACGUAGGCAUGAAAUCGCUCACUCAGGUAACUAUCCGUUCCGAUGUAAACUGUGCAAUAAACCGUUCAUCAGAAGAACAGCACUCGAAAGGCAUAAAGAAUCCUGUGACAGACGUUUCGCGAAUCAAAGGCAAACUAGCCCGCCACAUCGGGGGAAUUGCGAAGAUCCCAGUGCAAAGUCAAGUACGCUGUGUUGUGAUCUUUGUGACGAGCUCUUUCCGUCCAUGGAAGAUUUGGCCAAGCAUCAUGCUGAGAAACAUAUUGAAACGCUGCAUGAGGGAUCCUACGAAGCUGAGGUGGAAAUCGAGUAAGUUGUGCCUGUAAGUAGCAUUUAAGCGGCUUGCCAAAUAAGUUUCGAAGUCACAGUACCUAGUGGGCUACUCUUUUGUAUCCGAAUUUUCCGUGAUUUAUAAUGUUUAUUGCAUUUGGAGGCUACGCGCUUUUCUGUUUAACCACCAUGCAGUGGGCUAUCUAUC
Sabethes cyaneus is the source of this 2274-nucleotide messenger RNA. RefSeq names its product zinc finger protein 69 homolog. The coding region runs from base 109 to 2109 and encodes 666 amino acids. Gene Ontology annotation, molecular function: DNA-binding transcription factor activity, RNA polymerase II-specific; RNA polymerase II cis-regulatory region sequence-specific DNA binding; zinc ion binding. Gene Ontology annotation, cellular component: nucleus. NCBI's taxonomy places the organism in Eukaryota, Metazoa, Arthropoda, Insecta, Diptera, Culicidae. The transcript has 2 exons. Gene Ontology annotation, biological process: regulation of transcription by RNA polymerase II. The record is from RefSeq and is a predicted model, not a curated record.